GUAAAAAUUAAUUUAGAAUGCGCCAAUUGUUAAAAUAUUCCCGAUAUUUAAUAAUUUUGUCAGGAAAAUGGCGAAAGCCGUACUUUCGAACAAAAAUGAGACAAACAAUUUACAAAAUCUAUUCUGAAGCAUUGCAGAUAAUAUAUUCCGUGUUAUGCUGCUCGAUGGCGUUAAAAUUCUUUAGCGUCUUAAAAGAGGGAGAUCUAGAAAAAUUGGCUGACUCGCUCGCAAUUACAUGCGUAUUGUCAGGUAUUAAGUCAUUAAUUUAUCGGUACGGAGGAUUUCUAGAUUUAUUCGAGAUCAUGCUGGAUGAGGAGCAAACAAUUUUAGCCAUAGAUGAUUUAGGUUUGACUAAGAUUUAUAAGGAAUUUGCAAAUUAUAUAUAUGUGACCUCGCGGAUAAUCUGCAUUUACAGUUAUACCACUGCAUCUUCCUUAGUGUUUUUUCGAUUUUUGAACGGUUUUCUAGACAACUAUACCGGCUCGGAAAAGCCCAUGAUAAUUACGGCAUAUUUUCCAUUCGAUCAGCAGGUACACUACAAGACAGCUCUGCUUAUCCAGACGAUUUUUCUAGCUAUACAAGUGCUAAACUACUGCAUGACCCAAGUUACAUACAUUACGGCAGCCACUUUCAUUAAAAUGGAACUGAAAAUGUUGCAGCAUGAGUUUAGGGAGUUCGAUCAGUUUAAGACGAUCUAUAACAUCAUAGAUGAUGAAGCUAUGAUGAUUAAGUUGAUCCGACGGCAUCAGUUUAUAAUAGGUUUCACCGCAGAUGUAAACAAAUCAUUAAGGUCAAGCUUCCUUGUAGAGUUCCUAAUGAGCUCGGUCAACAUUUCUUUUGUAGUUUUACAACUUAUAGCGAGUGAAACAAACAUGUUUCUACCCUUUACGUUAAAUUAUUUCAUUAUAUUGAUAGCCCAGUUAUUUAUACUAGCCUGGCACGCUAAUGAGAUCACCAUAGAGAGUAUUGGUAUAUCAUCUGCCAUAUGGGAACAUCCGUGGUACGAAAAACACUUAAAAAUCCAAAAAAUGAUGUAUAUGGUCAUAUGUCGGUCCCAUAAACCUUUAACUUUGACCAUCGGACCGUUCGGUAUCCUUACCAAUCAAACAGUAAUUAAGGUAAUUAACGCUUCAUACUCGUAUGUUACCAUUAUGAUUAAUAAUGUUAAUUAAUUCAUUAUAUCUAUGGAAAAUGGACUACAUAUAUAACCUGGACGCUAUAGAAACAAUGAAAUUAGUAGAAGACCAUAAUAGUACCUACUGAUAAUUAAUUAGACGUUAUUCUUGUA
This is a messenger RNA of Anthonomus grandis grandis, 1288 nucleotides long. RefSeq names its product odorant receptor Or2-like. Bases 18 to 1172 code for a protein of 384 amino acids. Gene Ontology annotation, molecular function: olfactory receptor activity; odorant binding. Gene Ontology annotation, biological process: sensory perception of smell; detection of chemical stimulus involved in sensory perception of smell. Gene Ontology annotation, cellular component: plasma membrane. The record is from RefSeq and is a predicted model, not a curated record. The transcript has 6 exons. NCBI's taxonomy places the organism in Eukaryota, Metazoa, Arthropoda, Insecta, Coleoptera, Curculionidae.